This is a messenger RNA of Chiloscyllium plagiosum (whitespotted bambooshark), 4015 nucleotides long. RefSeq names its product coiled-coil domain containing 180 (gene ccdc180). The record is from RefSeq and is a predicted model, not a curated record. NCBI's taxonomy places the organism in Eukaryota, Metazoa, Chordata, Chondrichthyes, Orectolobiformes, Hemiscylliidae.
UCAAAGAGCAAUGAAUAAGCUGUAUGUGAAUCUGAUGGAGGCUGAUCUGAUGCAUGAGGUGUCGGAGCGGCAGAGGUAUAACUUGAAACUGCAAGAGUUGAAUAAUCGCAAGAAGAAUGACAUGCUUCAGAAUUUCAAAGAUUUUUUAGCAAAGGACUGGAAUGCUGGAUUAGAAAAUGAAAAGGAUUUAUUGAUGCAAGAACAACAAAACCUAAAUAAUAAGCGGAUUCAGCGUCUUGAGGACAUUGUAAACAUCAAUGCCUUUAACUUAAAUAAAAACACAGUGCUUCAGUGGUAUGACUCCAUACAAGCCUUAAAUCAGGAAAUAGAAGCUCUACAUAUUCAAUAUACAAGUAAAUUACACGCAUAUCAUGAAAAAGUGUAUCAUGAGUGGAUGACAGAAAUUGACAGGUCUGAGGAGAUACUCGUGAAGUCAAAGGUGUGUACAAGAGAAGAGGCCAAACAGCUAAUAAUUUCUGACUUUCUUCCAAUUAUUGGCAAUUUACAACGUGUGUUUGAAAGUGAGCAAUCCAGCGUCGAUAAACACAUGGAGACCUUAGACCAGCAGAUGCACUUUCAGUGUAAAUGGAUAUAUUUGUUUAUCAAAGAAGCCACUCAACUGUGGGAGAUGCAUCAAGGAAACCUAGCUGACCAGGAACAGCAGCUGAAAGAGCAGAUAGAUGACUAUCAUAAAAAACACGACAAAUUGAAUCAGACGAGGGAAGCAAACCUAGAUAUGCUGAUUGACCAACUAAGACAGAGGGACUCAGAAGCAGAACUGAAAUCAGAUCUCAAAAAAGCCAGAUGCCUGCUGGAUGGUAUUAAAAAAGGAUAUGAGGCCUUUUACGAAAAGCAGACAAAAAUAGUUAAUGAUUAUCCUACCACAAUAAGAAGAGAGCUGCUCAGAUUCAGUACUGCUAUCAGUAAAUAUUUUGAGGUUAUCGAAAUCUAUAAGCCGUACAAACCAAAAAUAAUAAUAGCUGCUGCUACAGCGGUACCCAGUCUAGUUGAAGUUGCAGUUUCCCAGUCCGAAAUGAGUGAAGACAUUCAUGAAGAUGUUCUGGAUGAAAGUGAAAGGAGUUUAAGUGUGGCGGACGAACCUUCAGAAGCAUCAGUCAUUCUUAAGAGUGAGGAAGGAGCAGAACUUUCAGACCAAGAACUAAGCUCUCAUAUUCAAGGCCUCAGCAUCGAAAGUAUCCAUAAACAGGAAGAAGCUGAGAGAAUUAGAUAUACCAGCGAUUGGUCAGAACAGAAUCUAUCACAAAUUACAAGCCAACACUUAUCUGAGGAACAAUCUGAGGAGAAGUUGACGUCAUUCUCUCCCAAGGAACAAAGUGAUGCUUUGGCAGAGGCUGAUCAUGGCAAAACUUUCAUUAACUUUGAGCAGUUCAAAACCCCGAGAGGGAACAUUUACACAGUGAUGUGGGAGAAAAAUGGCAGAGACAGUAUGAAUAGGAUCACCUUCCUGACAGAAAUUGGAGAGCAGAAGCAUCUUCAAGAUUACAUGAAACAUGCAUUCCUUCCUGAAGCAACGUUUCUGGAAUUAAAGAAAAAGGUGCGCUUGAAUUUCUUUGAACUCUUAGAGAGUUGGUUUGACAAAGCCAUGAAUAAUGCCAAGGAUAUUACUGUGAUCAAGAAGAAAGAGCUUAAAGCGGAGUUGGAGCUGCAAAUGCACCUGCAUGAGCCCAGAGGAAAACGCAUUAAGAUGGAUGUAUUCAAUGUCAGAGCUGUGGAACUGCGCCUGCACAGAGAGAAAGUCGAACGUCACUGUAAAGGAGUGGAUGAAGUUUUGACAAAACUGAAGAAGGAUUUCAAAGCAGUUCAAUCAGAGCACUGCAACUUCAUUGUGGAGUUCCGUAACAACAUUCACAACUUGGAGGAGAUCUUUAAAACUGCAAAUAAAUCUGAAAGGCUAAUAAAUUUACUAAAGUCCCUUCACAACAGGCAGGAAAAAUACAUGGAUUCUGUCAAUACGUUACUUCGCGAAUUUCAGAAUAUGCUGGACAAAACUCUAGGAAAAUUGCAGGAUGACAAUGCGCAGUUUAUCGCAUCAUUCAGGUUAUUUGCAAAUGGUGGUAACUAUACACCGAAAGAAAUUGAGGAGUACAAUGAGAGAAUCGAGGUGAUAGCCAGUGGCAUUGCCAAUACAGAAGGGAUAAUUAUGGUUGAUUUAGAAAUCAUGGAGGCCAUGUCCUUAGAGCAGUCUACUGCAGUGAUCAAAGAGGUAGAAGACAAAUAUACACGUUACACAUUGGAUUUGAUCUUCAUUGAGAAAAUUAAACGAUUUCUGACUAACACUCAGACAAAAAUUAAAACUGAGGUGGCCCUCAGCAACAGCCAUACGCAGAAUAUAGCUUCCCAUCUUCAACAGUUUGAAAUAAAAAUAGAUGCAUGUGCCCGACCCAAUCUGGAUAAAGAAGUUGUGUUGCCUAAGGAACUGUAUCACUUCUCCAAGAUUAUCCAGGACCUUGUGGAAAAGAGGGCUCUUUAUCUCAACUGUUUGGUGGAUCCAGUUGUAACAGAAGAUCCCCUCCAAGGGCCAGUUGCCACAGCCGCUCAUGUUGAGUUUCAGACACGGGAGACUAAAAUAAAUGAGAAUCUGCUGCUGCCCACCAGAAAGGGAAAAGUCUCCACUGAAGAUGUGGCUGUUGCUGUUGUCAAAGAAUUAUUACAUGCCCAUAAAUCAGAAGUGUUACCUGAUACAGACAUUGAUACAGCUGAUGAAGUAUCUACAGUAAAAGCAGCAUCUCAAGCGUCAUUUGGUUCUGGUUCCCAAAAUGCGCGCUCUGUAGCUAUGUCCUCCAGAGGACAAAAGACAACAACACCUAGUGCAGUCAAAUAUUCCAAGAUAAACCGUUUUGACCCAAAAUAUCAAGUUUUUGGAGAAACAGUAGAAGAAUCUGACCAAUUUAAAGGAUCAAUAACAUUCAUUUUGUGGGAGAAUACUAAUGCUUUCCUGGCUGUUGCUGAGGACUAUUACAAAAAGAAGGAGCGACAUCCAGUCUACCGUGCGGAAUAUCUGAAGGACACAUUUGACCAGUGCAUGGAUGAGCUGACUCAAAGGAUGCUAUCAUAUCAAGCUCAGGCUGAUAUCUACCACAGCAACUGUCUGCAAGAGUUCAGAGAGCAGUUAAAGAUAUUUGAGGAGUUGGUCUCCUCUGUGCCUCCAUUCCUAAUUGAAGAGGUUCUCAAGCAGCACUUGGACUUGAUCACAAAGGUCUUGGCAGAAAAACGCUCCACAUUCAGGGCGAAAUUAAAUCAACUGGAGAACACCAAGACUGAGAACAAGCACAGGUUACGACCAAUUUUGGGUCACCCCAACAAUGCAGAGGUGCUGGAGCGUUUGUGCAAAGAGGAGGAGGCAAGGCAGAAUGCUGAGUUCACAGAGAUCAAAAGAAAUGCAAAGGAUCAGAAGAACUGUAUGCUCGAACAUGCCCAGAACUUUGUGGCUGCACUCUCCUCCCUCUCUGAACAGCUCUUCCUGGAAUAUGACAAUUUCCUCAUUGUUGAUAACAUCCAGUCUGCUCAACCAGAAGCAACAGGUGAAACAACCCGGCAGAAACGAGCUGGACCCCCAAUGCAAGAGGAGGAAAAUACUUCCACUGAUGAGGUGCCCCGUGAAAGCAGAACAUGGCCGGGAAUUCCAGCUCAUGAGCUUUCAGAAAGUUGUCGGCAGUACAACGUCCAGGGACCUGCAUCCAUGGCAUCUUUGUUUGUGGAAACUGCGGCUGUGACAACUGUGAAGACGGUACAGGCUGAUCUGGCCAUACUUGAGGCGAGAGAUUCUGCCUACGCGAAAUACAAGCAGCAUUUUCUGCAGGACAUAUCACAGAUAGAACAUGAGACAAAGGGGCUGCUGAUUAAUGCUCAGAAUUGGCAAAAUGGCUGGAGAGACUCUGUCGUCAAUAUAAUGAAACUCUAUGACCUGGUGCACCCUCCUUGUAUUAUUUCUGAUCCUGUGCUUUAAGUUACUCAAUGCUUGCUCAUUAGUUGUAUUUUAAUUCACUAAACUAAU